GUGUGGAACAGCAGUCUGGCCAGUUGAUUACGAUGCCGAAACGAGUGGCGGUCCAUCUCUCCAACCAGUUUCGGACAGCGUCUUCGGGCUCGAACGAGGCCUACGCGUAGCCUCGCGGAGACGCGGAGACGCGGAGACGAGGGUGCAGAAGCGAGGGAGAAGAGGGCAGAGCGAGCGCAAGAGGGAGCAGCGCAGGAAGAGACCGGAGGAGGCGACAGCCGAGCUAAAGUUUCGGUUUCGUUCGUUUCGCGCCUGCUCCGCGUCGAACGGGAGCCGAGAGUGAGCGUCUGACCGAACGAGAGAGUGAAACCGAACGACGAAGAACCCCACCGCGAUCCCCGGUCAACCGACAGAGACACCGACACGCCUAGAAGGAGAGACCUCGAGACGGGGAAAGAGGGGGAGAUGGAGCGAGAACGACAACCAGCAACUAUACUAGCGCGACGAGCGUCGAGAUAGGUGGGAUGCAACGGGUCGAAGAGAGACGGAACGCGGCUGACUGUUCGUUGCAGAGAGAGAGAGGGACGAACAGACUUCACCGCUCGGCGCUCUGCGCUCUGCUCCCAAUAACGACUCUCGCCCUCGGUCAGUCGCGCGCGAACCGCGGAGCCGCGAGGAUCUGUUUCUUUCUUUCUCGAUUUGUUCGCCGGGAUUACGGCGUUUCGAGCCGCGUGCACGUGCGAUCCGAGGGUCGAGACCGCGAGGGAUCGAAUGGAACACGCCGAUACACGAAAUUUUCUUGGUUAGCUGUGGAACGAUAUCGCGACAGGUGAACGAUUCCAGCGACUUUGGAGCCAGUGUUCUCCGUUCGCGUUCACCAUUAUCAGGUUUGCUUCGAUGAGACAUGCCCGUGCUGGCCAGGAUCGGUGCUAGCGGUAUGUUAAAAGUGCGGUUAGCCUGACUGCGUAUUCGACUCGGAAUGACCAGCGUUAUUGAUGAUCGUAUAUCGACGAGCCAACUGCCAGGUCACGAAUCUCGAUAAUGAUAGGUCCAAGUUAGGACAAUUUUUGUCACGGUAUCGCGUCGCGAGUGAUGCUCGCUGCAUCCAAAGAUACAUUGCACCUGGUGACCGAACGACAGAGGAUCGAAGAGCGGUCAAGUGACAACAAGCAGCAGCAGCAGUAGCAGCAGCGAGCGCGUGGUAUAUAAAAGUGAGAACUGGUGGAGCAACCGAGCGAGUUACCGGGCGUCGCGAGCCUAGCCAGUGGCGCGCGGACCAAGAAGAAGAAGAAGAAGAAGCAGAAGAAGCAGCAGCAGCAGCAGCAGCAGCAGAAGAAGAAGAAGAAGAAGAGAGAGUGCAAGUACCAUAGAGGACGACAACGCUGUUGCUAUUUUCGAGCCCGCCAAAUAUCUCGGCACACGGUGCUUGCUCGCUACUGUCUGCACUGGUCCUGGUGCGGUCUUUCUUCGGCAUCGUUCGCGUUCUACCAAAGCGCAAACGACUCUGCGUCGAUGACGCAUGGCCCUGACAAAACAGGCAGAGAGAGAGAGAAAGAGUGGGAAGGAGAAGACAGCCAAGGAAAGGACGAACGGCGUAUGACAGGUUGAGCGUUCGAAUGCAAAAGGUUUGAACGACCGCGAGGGUUCUCCGACGAGAAAGAACCCGGAUAGAGUGGCAGAAAGGAGGCAGAACAAAAAUCAAGAGGGAAGCGAAUCACUCAGAGUGACGGUUCAUCUUCGACGAUGGCUGGCGAGGACACGCAGAUCCUGGCGAACGGAAACGUUGAGGCACUCACGAUUAUCUCGCCGAAGAUGGCGAACGGGAACGGGCUGAUUUGCGGGAAACAGCACAACAACAACGGCUCGAUACCGAACGGGAAGCUUCACGAGAUCGGCACCACGGAAAACGGAAAGCUGAUCAUGUCCGACGAGAAGUCGAGCAGCCUUCACACGGAAUUCGACGACGCUGACGUCUCCUGCGGCUGGGGUCCCUGCAGGCCACGGUGGCUUCAGUAUUUUGCCACCAAGCAAGCCUUCUUGGUCACCUUCUGCAUCACUUGGGUCCUCCAGGGCAUGUAUUACACGUACUUCGUCUCGGUGAUCACGACGAUCGAGAAGCUCUUUCAGAUCCAGUCGAAGACCACCGGUAUCAUAAUGUCGGCGACGGAGAUCGGUCAAAUCGGUUCCUCUCUCCUGCUCACGUACUACGGGGGCCAAGGUCAUCGGCCUAAGUGGAUCGCUUGGGGCAUGAUCCUGUUCGCGGUGAGCUCGUUCACCUGCUCGAUGCCCCAUUUCAUCUUUGGCGAACAGCUGAUCCACCAGAACGAGAGGUUUUUCAGCGGCGUCGAGCCUGUGCCCGCGAACCUCUGCAAGCUGCACCCACGACCGGAGAACUUCACGCUGGACGGGUCGCUCUCGUCGCCGUUACCAACGCAAGUUGACACGAUAAAAUACUGCGAGAACGAAUUCAAAACGAAGCAGCUGAUACAGACCAAAAUCACCACGGUGGUUCUAGCGAUAUUUUUCGUCUCUUUAUUGGGGGUUGGUAUGGGCCAGACGGCAGUUUACACACUUGGAAUUCCUUACAUGGAUGACAAUGUGGCUAGCAGAGAAAGUCCUCUGUAUUUUGCGAUCACCAUCGGAGUGAGGAUCCUGGGUCCAGCGCUAGGCUUCAUUCUGGGUUCAUUUUGCACGAUGAUUUAUGCGGAUUUGUCGACGAAUCCGCAAAUCACGCCGACGGAUCCGAGAUGGGUCGGAGCAUGGUGGCUUGGUUUGGUGCUAAUAUCCGCCAUGCUGGUGCUGGUCAGCUUGGGAAUGUUCACGUUCCCGACGAGGCUGCCUGCGAGCAGAACGCCGCCGAAACGGCCGGACGCCAGAAAGCCUAGUCUCAGAGACUUCCCUAAAGCGGUGAAGAGGCUGUUGAAGAACGACAUUCUUAUGUUCCGGACGGCCAGCAGCGUGCUGCACAUCCUACCGAUCGCCGGCCUCUACACCUUCCUGCCAAAGUACCUCGAGAGCCAAUUUCGCUUGCCAGCUCAUCAUGCGAACAUGAUCUCAGGUGUCGGUGGUAUUUUAGUAAUGGGUCUGGGUAUUAUAAUUAGCGGAGUGUAUAUCCUGAGGGCGAAGCCUAACGCCAGGUUUGUCGCAGCCUGGAUCGCCUUCACAGCGAUUGUUUACGCGAUCGGCAUGACCGUGCUGAUGUUCAUCGGCUGCCCGAUGGACGAUUUCGCUGGUCUCGUUUCGCAUUCCAACGGAUUAUCCAGUUUCGAGCCGACCUGCGAGGCUACCUGCGACUGCGAUCGGAACAAGUUCAGUCCAAUUUGCGGUGCUGAUGGUAAAACCUAUUUUUCCGCGUGUCACGCGGGCUGUUCGAAUUACACCGUGGUCGACAGCAAGGUAUCUUUGUUUUACAACUGCCAGUGCAUCGAGGCGAACCUAACGAUACCGGAAACAACGAGUACGGCGACGAUCGGUUACUGCGCCCUCGAGUGCAGUAACUUUUGGGUUUAUAUGGUCCUGUUCUCCGUGUUCGUUUUCAUCCAUUCGACCAGCGAGGUGGGCUCCAUGCUGUUGACCCUACGGUGCGUGGAUCCGCGGGACAAGGCCAUGGCUUUGGGACUCAUACAGUUCGCCAUUGGCCUCUUCGGAAACGUUCCAUGUCCUAUCGUUUAUGGUGCUGUGGUGGACUCCGCCUGUCUUGUAUGGGAAUACGCUUGCGGCUCGAGAGGUGCCUGCUCGCUCUACGACUCCAAUGUCUUCAGAAUGUUCUAUCACGGCACAACGGGUGGAAUUCUGGUCCUGGCAUUCGUAGUGGACAUAGUGGUGUGGUACAAAGCGGGGAGCAUAAAUUUCGCGGACGAGCAGGAGGUGGAGGAGGGUACCGUGGAGGAGAUGGCCACUCUGAAGUCCCAGGACGCGCAGGCGGUGGACAACGACUAUUUGUGAAUGGUCUCGGGUCGACUUGAAUGGCAUCCCAUGAACCAGGCCUCCUGAAUCUAGCGUCGUAAGGGAGAAAGCGUGACGGAUCGGUUCCUGACUGAUGGUAAACAGGUGAUCGAGACGCCGGAGAUCGUGUCGUGUUGGCCGCGUCUGUGAGCGAACCGUCGCUUUGGCUAGAUUUUAGAAGGGACAAGACACUUGGUGCUCGCGUCAAUCGUUUUUCGCAGUCUGAGACGGAGACCAGGACCACGGCUCGGAUAAAAAAAGAACUGUCGAUGGAGGAGGCGGUGCUGAGCCACGGAAAUGCCCGUAGUUUCCGAAGAGGCUGUGUCGAGAUUAGGAUAUAACGAGUGCUGGGGGGGCACGAAACUAGCAGAGGAGGAACACGAGAAAGGGGACAGGGAGCUGGGAAUCGAGGCAGACAACGAGAAUCAACGAUCGACGACGACGACGACGACGACGUUUCUUGGGCCUCGAGACGCGAUUGGUCCUAGAGGAGCUUGCCUAUCCUCGGAACACGUAAUUAGUAAGUACGCACACGCGUCUAGGGGUACGUAGAAACGUUAUCGAGUGGAACUCUUGCCGACUGGUAUCAGAAAGAGGAGAGGAAUUAUCCAGAAUCAAUCGUCUCUGCAUCCUCCAAGUGAAACACGUGGAUCUCCGAUUUAAGGUGUACAAUGGGAGAGAUAGGUACGUGUGCAUAACUUGGGCUUGGGUUCACUGCUCGCUCGAAACUUGCGUUCCCUUGGGUUUUAAAGCUACCUUCAUCUUCCGAAUGCAAUCUUUGUGUCUCGAUGAUACGACAAAUUCAAUCGUCUGUCGGUGGAAGCGAAUAUUGUAGAGGUACUAGAGAUUAUCAGUUCGUAAAAACUAUUGCAACGAAAGAGUCGUAGGUUUCAGGAUCGAUGAGUUAUCGUGGCAAAAACUGCAUUCGAAAGAACGUUGUCCAAAUCGUGUUCGGUUUACUUGGAAGCGCCCGUUUCGAGCGGAUGAUGGAAAUUGUCGAUUCUCUGGCGUCGACAGCGAUCGAUAUCGAGGACAAGGUCUCAUGCGAGCUUCUCUUAGGCACUACCGUCCGUGUUUCACUCUGCAAAUACACAUAGACAUAGGCAAACUGUACGUACAAGCGAUUUACGAAUGUGUGCAUGGUAUCUGUCUCUGGACGAAAUGUGCGGGAAAGAUAAAUAAGAGAUAAGAGAGGAAGGAGCGAAUGUGAACGAAGAAAUAUAUAUAGGACAUAUUUUUAGAAGAUUUGACGACGAAACUGAGGGAGAGAACAAAGAGUAACGUUAAUUAUUAAUAUUAUUAAGGGGGAGCGGGUGGGUCACAGGGGAAGAGCGAAGGUCAGGA
Molecule: messenger RNA, 5229 nt
Organism: Colletes gigas
Lineage: Eukaryota; Metazoa; Arthropoda; Insecta; Hymenoptera; Colletidae
Gene: Oatp74D
Product: solute carrier organic anion transporter family member 74D
Exons: 12
Coding region: 1684-3885 (733 amino acids)
Biological process (GO): sodium-independent organic anion transport; transmembrane transport
Cellular component (GO): membrane
Molecular function (GO): protein binding
Source: RefSeq, a predicted model, not a curated record